AUGCAUGCCACCGAAGGCGCUGUCGAGGUUCGCCGAGCGCGGCGCAGGUUGGGGGACACCGUCACCGACGAGCGCGUUGGAGUAUUCACUCCGGACAAAGACGGCGGCACGCACACGAGCUGCGGCCGUGCCGCCGUCAUAGUGGCGAGGCGCGGCACCGUCUGUGGCGAGGUGGGAAUCGAUGUGUCCUUCCAGCGCGUGCACGCUUCUGACGCAAUGCCGGUCACAAACUGCCUCGGAUUGGCUGCUGGCACUCUCGAGGCUAUGCCUACACAGCCUCGCGCGCAUGGGCAGUCAAGAGGGACCACGCACCUUCUCAGGACAGCGCCGGUGCCUCUCUCUUGGACCGGCAAACUUGGUGGUCUCGUGUCACCAAUGUGGGACCAGUGCGGCAUCGCGCCAUCGACAGCUCUGAACUGCGCCUCACCACUGACCGGGAAGGCCGCCAAGUGGGCCAGCACAGUGUGGUCGCUCAAGGCGGCGACUGAAUGGCGCGUGCGGGCGCUGCUGGACUCGGAGCCGCUUGCUGGCGACCCGCACACAAUUUCGCUGCCGCUCGACGACGGCUGCCACGCGCCCGCCUCGCGGCCCGCCGAGGUGAGCCCGCCCCUCAACCUUACCGCGGCAAAGCUGCUGAUGCAGCUCAACGCGGUUUUGCUGUGCAGUGUGGGCGGGAUUCAGACCUGCAACCCGGGGAUGCCGAGCUGCGAGGCGUACUCGAAGGCGGCCUCGCUCGUGGGCGAGGAGCGGUGGGUGGUGGUCGCCUUUCGCGGGACGAGAGACCUCGACGCGGGAGCGUGGAUGACCAACUUCCAGACGUGGCAGGACGGCGUGGCGGGCGGGUCGUGCGGCGAGAGGGUGCACCACGGCUGGGGCGAGAGCUGGGUGCAGCUGCGGGGGCGCGUGAGGCAGGGCGUGGAGGCGCUCCUCGCCGAGCACCCGACGUACCGGCUGGUCGUCACCGGCCACUCCUGCGGCGCCUCGCUCGCGACGCUGAUGGCGGCCGAGUGGGCGGCCGACGGCUCCCUCUCCGCCCUCUCGCCGCUGCCCCUCCUCUAUAGCUUCGCCUCCCCGCGGUGGGAAACGCCGCCUUUGCUGUGGCGCGUAAGUCAACCAGCGCGAUUCGAUCCCGCACGCGCCGGAUCCUGCAACGACGCCGUGCCCGGCUACAGGCUCUCCAUCCUCGACCACACCACCGCUACUUUGGGAAAGAGAGAGAUGCGCUCUGCAAAGUGGGACAUAAAAGAGAGCGGCCGCCGCUGCGCCUGCGCCGCCAUCUGCGCUCCCCAGGCGGCCGCCGCCGCCGGCGUGAUCAAGCCGUUUGUACUCUAUGGCGGCGAGUAUCGCUACGCCAGGGAGGACAAGGACGUCGACGUGCGGCUGCUGCUGUUCGAGUCGUUCGGUGGGUUUGGGAAGGGGGUCGGCGAGAUCCUCUGGGGGGCGGCGAACGUGCUGCAGAACAAACUGACGCGGGCCCAGUACCUCGAUGAGGUGACUUGGACCACCAAGAACUGGCUAGGGCUGCAGAAGCAGCGUAUCUCGGUCGUUCUUCACACGGCCAUCGCAGAGCAGAUUGUGAAUGAGCUUGCCUGCGGCGAGGGCGGUCGAGUGCACGGAGCUAAGUGCCUCGCCGUCCUCGCAGGAGUCGCUUAG
Emiliania huxleyi CCMP1516 is the source of this 1653-nucleotide messenger RNA. RefSeq lists its product as hypothetical. Bases 1 to 1653 code for a protein of 550 amino acids. Lineage: Eukaryota; Haptophyta; Isochrysidales; Noelaerhabdaceae. The record is from RefSeq and is a predicted model, not a curated record. Gene Ontology annotation, biological process: lipid metabolic process. The transcript has 8 exons.